Carassius gibelio (silver crucian carp) is the source of this 9144-nucleotide messenger RNA. RefSeq names its product leucine-rich repeat and immunoglobulin-like domain-containing nogo receptor-interacting protein 3. Lineage: Eukaryota; Metazoa; Chordata; Actinopteri; Cypriniformes; Cyprinidae. The transcript has 4 exons. The record is from RefSeq and is a predicted model, not a curated record. Gene Ontology annotation, cellular component: extracellular matrix. The coding region runs from base 434 to 2251 and encodes 605 amino acids. Gene Ontology annotation, molecular function: protein binding.
GAGCACUCAGCAGAUAGACGGAGACAGAGACGAGGACAGCACAGAGAGACCCGAGACAGCGCCAGUGUGUGUUCUGUCUCUCUCUCUCACACACACACACACAUGCACGCGAGCGAACGAGUGCGCACGCGCCGACACUCUCUGGAAGAGCAUCUCUGAUCGUGCGCGCGAGGAGGAGAAGGAGGAGAGUGUGUGUGUCGGCGUUUCUGAUGCCAGAGAGGUAAACACAUACAGACAGACACACACACACACACACACACACGCGCUCUCUCAGGCUUAAGGACGCGUAUGGACGCGCUCGUGUGACUUAUGGACAGACGCGAGGAGGUGACGGCGAGCAGGAGACGAGGAGAGACGCGCACGCUCACGGACAGACAGAUGAGGACGCAGCCGUCACACUCCAGACCUGGGUGUGUAGAGUGAAGGGAGGCUCAUGGCUUCAUUAUGGGGCCUGGGCUGGCCGGGGUGGCUGGGACUGGCUCUGGCCUUGACGGCCGUCCCGUGCACAGGCUGCCCUCCUCGCUGUGACUGUGCGGCGCAGCUUCGCUCCGUAUCCUGCCAGCGAAAGCGCCUGUCUGGUGUACCGGAGGGCAUCCCGACAGAGACCAGACUGCUGGAUCUGAGCCGGAACCGCUUGCGCUGGGUGGCUCCAGGAGAUCUGGCUCCGUACCCGCGUCUGGAGGAGCUGGAUCUGAGCGAGAACCUGAUCAACACACUGGAGCCCAACGCCUUCGCCAGCCUGCAAGCCCUGCGGACGCUGAGACUCAGAGGAAACCAGCUGAAGCUCGUGCCCAUGGGAGCCUUCGCACGGCUGGCCAACCUCACCACACUGGACCUGAGUGAGAACAAGAUCGUCAUCCUGCUGGACUACACCUUCCAGGACCUGCGCAGUCUCAAGAACCUGGAGGUGGGUGACAAUGACCUGGUCUACAUCUCUCACAAGGCUUUCUCAGGACUGAUCGGUCUGGAAGAUCUGACCAUCGAGAGAUGCAACCUGACUUCUGUAUCGGGCCAGACUCUGUCUUACCUGCGUAACCUGGUGACCCUGCGACUGCGGCACCUCAGCAUCUCGGCCCUCGAGGACCAGAACUUCCGCAAGCUGUCUGCGCUGAGAGGCCUGGAGAUCGACAGCUGGCCGUACCUGGAGUACAUCUCUCCGCUGAGCUUCCAGGGUCUCAAUCUGUCCUGGCUCUUCAUCACCAACACCAACAUCAGCUCGGUGCCGUCGGCCUCCUUCAGGAACCUGGCUUACCUGACGGCCCUGAACCUCUCUUACAACCCCAUCUCCACGCUCGAGUCCUGGGCCUUUCGAGACCUCAUCAGACUGAAGGAGCUGCACAUGGUCAGCACCAACCUGCUCACGGUGGAGCCUCACGCUCUGGGGGGUCUGCGUCAGAUUCGGGUCCUGAACCUGUCCAACAAUGAUCUGGUGACUCUGGAGGAGAGCUCCUUCCACUCGGUCAACAGCCUCGAGACGCUCCGUGUGGACGGGAACCCGCUGUCCUGUGACUGUCGUCUGCUGUGGAUCCUGCAGCGCAGGCGCACCUUAAACUUCGACGGGAAGAUGCCGGUGUGCGCCGGACCCCCGGAGGUGCAGGGAUACCUGCUUAGCAUGUUCACCGAUUCGGCGUUAUUCGACUACUUCACCUGCCAGAAGCCUAAGAUCCGCAACCGGAAGCUGCAGCAGGUGACCGCUCACGAAGGCCAGCCGGUGUCGUUCCUGUGCCGCGCCGAAGGCGAGCCGACGCCGGCAAUCAUCUGGAUUUCACCUCAGAGACGGAGGAUCACUUCCAAGAGCAAUGGCAGGAUUACGGUCCUCCCCGGUGGGACGCUAGAGAUCCGUUACGCGCAGGUCACGGACAGCGGCACGUACAUCUGCAUCGCCAGCAACGCCGGCGGAAACGACACCUACUUCGCCACACUGACCGUCAAAGGCCAGCUGGUGGAUCCGGGGCUCUUCGCCAACCGCUCGCUGUACGCGGUGGACUUCAACGACACCGGGCUCAACAGCACGCGCGUUUUCCUCAAGUUCACGCUGGAUUUAACCACCAUCCUGGUGUCCACGGCCAUGGGCUGCAUCACGUUCCUGGGCGUGGUGCUCUUCUGCUUCCUGCUGCUGUUCGUGUGGAGCCGAGGACGAGGACAGCGCAAGAACAACUUCACCGUGGAGUACUCCUUCAGGAAGACCGAGGGACCCGUGACCACCAGCGCAUCCGGAGCCACGCGCAAGUUCAACAUGAAGAUGAUAUGAAACCACGCAGCCAGGGGUCCUCGGGGAGAAGCAUAGACGCCCAACACUAACACACACACAGUGCUGAAUCGCAGAAUACACACGCCGUAUGACCGCAGAAACGUGAGGACCGCGCAGUGUUAUUUUAGUAUCAUUAAUAUAAGAUUUUAUAUAUAUCGUAUUUUUCUGACUGUAAGUCGCACCUGAGUAUAAGUCCAAAAAUACGUCAUGACAAGGAAAAAAAAACAUAUAUAAGUCGCACUGGCCUAUUAGAUGCAUUUAUUUAGAACCAAGAACCAAGAGAAAACAUUACCUUCUCCAGCCGCUAGAGGGCGCUCUAUGUCUUCAGUGUAUGCUACAGGAGAACUGAGCAGCAUAGAGCGCCCUCUGGCGGCUGGAGACGGUAAUGUGAACUCUUGGUUCAUGUCAAAUUCAUUUUCAUAAAUAAGUCGCACCUGACUAUAAGUCGCAGGACCAGCCAAACUAUGACAAAAAGUGUGACUUAUAUAGACUUUUAGUUAAAGUAAUUUUAUUGUAGGUUUUUGUCACUUUUAUUUAUUAGGUUUUAUUGAAAAUAGAGUUAGAGAUUUGUAUUUUUUUGUUAUUUUUUUAUUAUUUUGAAGGUUUUUGGAAGUUUUAUUUAUUUAUUUUGUUUUUUAAAUAUGUUCAUUUUAGUUUUUAGUUCUUUUCAGCUUUUUGUGGUUUAAGUAUUUCAACUUAAACUUAACAAAAAUGUAUAUAUAUAUUGUUUUUUUAUUAUAGUUUAAAGGUUUAUUAAUUGUGCUAUGUGUUUUUGAUUUACUUUUUUUUUAUUAGUAAAAUAAAGACAUUAUUAUUAUUAUUAUUAUUAUUAUCUUAUUUUACUAUUAUCUUAUUUUAUUUCAUCUAAUCUAUUAUUAAUAAUAUAUUUACAUUUAUAUUUAAUAAUUUUGCAUCUGUUUUUGUCAGUUUUACUCAUUUUAAAUUUUAAUUAUUUCUAUUUUUCUUUUUGUAAAAUAUGUAUAUUUAAUUUUUAGUUUAAGUUUAUUUUCAGUAGUUUUUGUAUUUCAACUUAAAUUCAGGUAAUGUACUUUUUUUAAUUUUUUUUAAAAAUAAUCUUAGUUAAUGGUAAUAACACUGCGCUCUUGUUCUCACAGCCUUUCUGCUGCAGCUGCUGGUUAAAAAAUACUCGAACAAAUGGUGACUUUUUCUCACUUUUUGUCAAUUGGGGAAACCUCAGAUCUGCAUCCGCAGUUUUACGCACGAACCGCUUUCCCUUCACAGAGAAAAUUACAAUUCUAGAAUCAGCCGCAGUGUCGUCUCUGGAUGAGAAGUAAUGGCGUGUAAUUUUUCUCUUUAGAGUAAGCUAAUUAGCAUAGUCAUUUAGAGACAAACAAAGCUGAGUUGAUUUCCAUAAUGCACUCUAAUGCGACGCCCACUUUCACCAAACCACUAAAUUAUACCUGAUUUUGCAAACUGUAAUAACGUUUGUUCUGCAUCGCACAAACAAACAAGCAUGCAAACACUAUCAAACGAGUCAUUCCAGCAUUAACUUGGCUCUGCGAUGAGCAUCUGUGUGAGUUGGGAAAAACGCACCGGCAUCAGCUUUUGCUUUUAACGAGCCUGGACCGGGCUGACGAGGGGUCGGAUGAGGUCAGGGUUGCCGCUUACCCACAAUCCCCCUCGUUCGGCCUCGGUCCGUGCACAAGCCGACAACACGCUGGCCUUCAUGGGGGGAGGCUGCAUUGUUGUCGGAUCCGCUAGACGUCAGGAACACAGAGAAACAUGCACACACACACACACACACACACACACUCUAGAGCCAUAUAUUUACACGAGGUUUACAUACACAAUAGUGCACUUUGAAUCAUAUUCCGUUUGCAAUAACUGCAUAUUUUAUUUUUGUACUCAGCCUCAUUCAUGCAUUUAUGACUAACUAGUGUUAUUAUAGUGCUUCACUGUGAAUUCAUUUUCUGUUUCUAUUGCACAUUAUAUACAGUAUAUAGAUUAGCAUGGACACAAUAAUGCAUAUGGUGCAUGGUUUUCUCUCGUCCUGAUGCUCUUUGCGUUUUGCGGCCGGUGUGUGACCGUCUCUGCUUCUCCUGCCCAGUCCGAACCCCCAUGUCAUUUCCCAAAUCCGCCCCCCCCCCUCGACUGGGUCUCAAUGAGGGAGGGUCCCUGGCUGGUGACCACUAAGAUGGACAUGAAUUCAUGUCGCCCAUCUACUCCACGUGUCUUUGACUGUAGAGGGUAUUCUGUGUUUAUUAUAUUCAGAUCAUUUGUUUGCAAUGAGUUAUUGUACUACUUUGUGUCUUUUCUUUAGUGUUUUAAACACGUUAAUUGAAAUCACGACAGAAUCUGUUUUCAACACCGGAGCCGCUCAACAUGCAAUGUUUCUGAGAAGAUGCAUUGUUAAAUUUGAGGACGAACUUAUCUGUGCAUCAUGCAUAUCUAAUAACCGACAGCUGGUGUUGAGAACAGAUGAGUUAACCAAUUAUCUACAAGAGCCAUAAAUGAAGAAUGUUGUAAUUUAGACUCACCUGUCCUGGAGUGUGUGUGCAAUAUGAGAAACACAGUCAAAUCUGCUGGAUAUCACCUACUACACCUGGGUUAUAACUACUUAAUCUAAAAGCAUUAAGCAUGUGUUACUAGAAAAAAAACAAGAAUUGAAAUGUAUUAAAAGUAAAAUGUUAAAAACCAAAUUUGUAAUUUUCAUUUAGUCUGAAUUUAUGAAUAAAAUAACUAAAACUGAAAUAAAAUCGAAUAAAAACUAUACUCCUGUAACUAAUAAAAAAAUUACAUUUAUACAUCAAAAUGGCAAAAACUUUAACUGAAAUUAAAAUGAAAGAUAUAAAAAGGAAUUCAAAACUAUAAUUAGUAUCUAAAAAAAAAACGUAUAAUAAUAAUAAUUAAAAAAAAGCUUUAAACACAAGCCAAUGGCAUGCAAAAUUAAAAAUCUAAGUGUGUUGUUUGUUGUUUUAUAGUGCACCCCGAAAUACAUUUGAUGUAGAAGCAAUUUUCAUUUAGAAAUGACUAAUACAUUUCUCAAAUAAUUAAAAGAAAUCGCAAGAUGCACAUUGAAUUAUGCUUCAAAUUUUGAAGUUGAAAGACUAAAAUAGUAUUUUUUUUUCUUCUUCGUAAAGAAGAUUAGGAAAUGUUACAGUUCCUAUAAUCACUCAUUACUAUCAACUGCGUAAUAACUGCUGUUGUCUUCUACUGAAACAAUAAUAAUGAUGGUUUAUCAGACCGUCACAGACUGAAUGUGUGAUGCUCCAUUGAGCUUGACUUACAUAAGAGUCCUGGAGUGACGCUAGUUAUGCUUAAUAUCUAUAUAUCAGUAACAUGGCUCUUUAAUGAUCGGUGUAAUCUGUGAUGACAGUAAGAGGUUGCUUUAAUCUUGAUAGGACUCCGCUUUAUGAUAUCAUCCACUUUGUUAAGAAACACAGAGUGACAUAAGACUAGAGCGUGACGUCCAGCCGGUUUGACUGUUUUCUGGUCUGGUCUGGACGAGGUGAAGUAAACAUAUCAGGUUUUGUGACCCUUCGCUGUUUGGUUCGCCCGUGGUCCUCAGACCUCGCCGACAUCAUCCACAGUCGUAGGUUGGAGUCGUGCUCGUGUGAGUACAGUAGAUGUUGUCUACAGUGGCCUGUGAUUCGAUGUUGUUGAUGGGUUGAACUGUUUUAGUUUAGCUCUUUCUGUUAGCGUUAGCCUCUAGCCGUGCAGUCAGUCACUGUGUUUAGGUGUGGUGAUGAUAGAACGAGAGAACGGAGGCUCAGCCGGGCUUCCUCUUAACCUCCUUCCUUCCCAACAACCCCAACGCAUUCAUGAACCGGACGAUGGACUGAGUCCGCUGUUUAAAUCAGAAAGGAUCUGUAAAGUGUAACAUGUUUGUACCCUUCUCUGAAUUUAACCCACAUUGUUUCUAAAAUGCCUGAUGCAAGAUGAGCGAAAUUCAGAAUUUGAGAAUUUUUAGUGGAAUUGCAACUUGAAGUUUUGAGUUUGUAGCUUUUAGUUGCAUUUCAGUUUUCAAUUAACUAUGAGUAUUUAAUAGUCAUACCAAGUCUCAACCAAAUAGAGAAAAAUCUUUAAAAGUUUAUAUUCUUUAUAUAUUUCUUUUAUAUUUUUUUUUGCAAUUUUCUAGUUUUGGUUAUUUUAUUAUGUCAACUUGCACCAAAUUAAAUCAUGCAUUUUUUUGGCAAUUCAAGUAAUAGUUUAGUUUUCAUUUUAAGUCCUCACUACCACCCUGCAAUAAAACUAAAGUUAACUAAUUAAAUAUAAUACCUGUAAAUUAAAAGAAAAAAUAAUUCCAUAGGUGGCAUUUGAAACGUUGCUAAUCUAAUGCUUUCAAAAUAUGUUGUUUUGUAGCAAAUUCAUACUGUAACUUCAUUACAAUUUAGCAUCCCUUGCAUCUCAAAAAUGCUUAAGAGCAUCUCAACUCGGUUCUGAAUGAUGCUCAGCUCUUGAACACGCAGCUUCCGGCGUUUGCGCAAGAAUCUGUGAUUGUGUGUGAUCAUGUAUGAAAUGUCUGGAACAGCAAUACGUCAAUCACACGUUCAUCCAGGCCUCGCUGUCUCUCUCUCAGAGCUGCAUUACAACCACCAAACAUCUGCCAACAUUCAAGCACCAAGAGAAAUGGAGACGCUGGAAAUGUUUUACGCUUUUCUCUUGGUUUUCUCUAAACCAGUUUCUGGUCAAUUACUCGGGCUGUGUUCAGAAUACUAGCACACUGCGCUGUGUGUAUACUGCAUAUGUAUCUAUUUUAUUUUUUUUGUAUGUGCAGUGAUAAAUGUUUUAAACGGUGCUACGUUGUCGGGUUUUCCACCGUGUGCUUGUCGUGUACUGUACAUAUGAGUAAAUGCAGUAGGUUGCAAUCUGGGUUCUUUGCAUUUUAGAAAUAUUAUUCUGAACACAGCCGCUCUCUCACAUCAUCCCCGUGCCGUUUCUUCAUAUCAAAGAUAGCAUGUCCAAUAAAAGCUCAUCCGCUCUCAAACGGGAUCUUCUUUGUGAUUAAUACAUGUUGUGGAACAGAAACUAGGUCCCUUCUCAGUCUGGUCUGAUUCUCACAAACACGCUUUUGUUUUACAGAAAACCCUAAUUCACAUCCAAAGGACCCGUCCACAUUACACUCUAAUUUAGAGCAUCUCUUAAAGCUGCAGUAGGGAACUUUUGUCAAAAUAUAUUUUUUACAUAUUUAUUAAACCUGUCAUUAUGUCCUGACAGUAGAAUAUGAGACAGAUAAUCUGUGUAAAAAUCAAUCUCCUCUGGCUCCUCCCAGUGUCCUAUUGCUAUUUGCAGAAACUCAAUCGCUCCCGUUAAGAAACAACCAAUCAGAGCUGUGGUCUGUAACUUUGUUUGUGUUCAAAAUGUAGAAAAAUGUAUAUAAUAAGCGAGUACACCAUGAAUCCAUUCUCCAAACCGUGUUUUUAGCUUGUCCUGAAUCACUAGGGUACACCUAUAAUAAGUGUUUAUAUUCGGACUAUUUUAGAUUGCUUCGGAAUACCGCGGCGGAGUAACCCAGUACCUUUGUGAUUCUUCAUAGACAUAAACAGAGAGAAGUAGUUCCGGCUACGAUGUUCUUCCGCAAGACGCAAGCAGUUCUGUUUAUUAACCGCGAGAGCGUCAAAAGUUCCCUUCCGCAGCUUUAAAUAAAAACGGACUCUUUUAAUAAAACACCUGAAGUUCACAUAAGUGUAAACUGCUCUUAUUAUACAGCAAUGGUUCUGACCCAUAUACCACACAUGUGGGUCAUUAGUGUCAUAUCCAUUGUAUAAAAGUGCUACUGAUGCUGAUGAGAGUUAAAUAUGGCGGUCUUAACAACGCUCUUCAAUCAUUUAACACAUAAAACUCACAUGAGAGAGAGAUAUAUUGUAGUUCUAGGUGAUCUAUACUUCUAUUUUAUUUCAUGCUUGGAGCAUGUGUGCUCUGGGGUGAUUUUAUCACGUGACGUCACUGCCAUCUAGUGGUGAAACACCAAAACAUUGAGACCCUCCAUCCUUCAGUUUUGAAGCUCUUCACCUGCCAUGUGCUCAAGAAUAAUUUUAUGCAGAUAUAAAUAUGACUGUUAGUCUCAUAAUACAUGUCACUGUUAAAGGCUUUUCUACCGAAAACUCUCAUGAACUCCAUUUCCGUGGACCGUACUCGGAUAAGAAAAACUAAAUUAGUGUUAGUGCUGUAUGACGCAGAAUUUUUAGAGUUAAAUGUGUGUGAAAAGAAAAGGGUGUCGUGUCUUAAACUCGACAGUUGUUCAUAUUUCUACUUGUGAUUAACUAGGAGUGCUGUUCUUCAGAAAGCAUCCAUUUGGGAUUUGUGCAUGCCUUCUUUACACGUUAUGACAUUUCGGUCCGUAAACGCAUCCCUGUACUUCACCGGAUGUCUUUAUUGCUGGCUAUGAGAUUGGAUGGGAACGGUGUUUGACUGUCUGAAUAUGAGCCAUAAUCUCGUGAGAUGUUUCACAGUUUGUGAAUAUUUCAGGUAUUGCAUGAGACACAUAGGAGCCUAAUCAUGCAAAGCUUCUUAAUGUAGAAAGCAAUAUAUUCUUGUCUUUUGCUUGUGUAUACUCUUCAUCUAUCUAUAGUUCAGAGAUGUCAGAGAGGAAGAGUUGUGGGCAUUAAUAAAGCGUUAUCGAGCUCAGAUAUCAUUGCCAUAUCGUUGAUAUUUGAAGUCGGUGUGUCAUUUUCAUGCACGUCACUUUAAUUCGCUCUUCAUGUGUGUGUUUAACCUUUGCUAAACCUUCCAGGAGGUUUACAGAAAAGGCAGUUUUCAACUCGAUUAGUUUGUUUCCGUCCAAUCUCACAGCAGCCCGGUCUCGUCCAUUAUAAUGUGUAUGAAUGUUGUUUUGUUUAUCUGUUGUUUUCUAUGCAUAUGUUUGUUUUAUACUGUUUGUCUUGUAAAAAAGAGCAAAGAGCUUUUGAUUCAUAAAAGCAUGUUUGACCCUG